This is a messenger RNA of Labeo rohita (rohu), 2027 nucleotides long. Its product is annotated as kelch domain-containing protein 1. The record is from RefSeq and is a predicted model, not a curated record. The transcript is spliced from 14 exons. NCBI's taxonomy places the organism in Eukaryota, Metazoa, Chordata, Actinopteri, Cypriniformes, Cyprinidae. Gene Ontology annotation, molecular function: protein binding. The coding region runs from base 153 to 1379 and encodes 408 amino acids.
GUUCUCUGUAAAGAAUAGGAUUUUAAGACUUGUUUUGAACAUGUGUUUUAAACAACUGCGUGGUUCAAAGGACUAUCUACGCCACCUACGACGUAACCUGCGGAAAGAGUUGCUGAACUGGUGCUGAACCACGGCAGUUGAACGCUUCAGUAAUGGGCAGUACAGAAGAUCCGGCGGUUGUCACAGGGCAGCCUUCACCGGUUCCACCGCGGAGCGACCACAUCUCCUUCCUGGAGGGACACAAGCUGUACGUCUGGGGAGGCUGCCAGUGUGUGAAUGGACAAGAAACCUUUUUGCCCAGUGAUGAGAUCUGGCUUUAUGACAUGGAGAAUGGAGUUUGGUCUCAAAGGCAUAUGGGCGGAGAGGUUCCUCCUGUUCUUUCACAGGCUUGUGGUGCAUAUCUUCAGGGCACGCUUUACAUUUUUGGGGGAUGUGACAUCAAUGGCCACACCAACACGAUGUAUUGUGUUGACCUGUUGGGUGUGGAAUAUAUCUGGAGAAAAGUGAGAGACACAGUGGGAGGGACACCCUCUCCCAGGGUCAGACAUUCCUGCUGGGUCUACAGAAACAGGCUUAUCUACUUUGGUGGAUACGGAUGCAAAACAGUCAGAGAGGUUAACAACUCCAAGAGCUUUAUGGUUGAUGAGGCUAGCUGGGCAACAAACAGGUCAGGUUUGCAGUAUUGGGGUUGGAAUAAUGAGGUGCAUAUGUUUGAACCUGUGUCAGCCACAUGGACUGAACCACUAACCCAGGGGCAGUCUCCAGAGCCCCGGGCCUCACAUGCCAGUACUACUUUAGGUCAUAAGGGCUAUAUCUGUGGAGGUCUGGAAAUGCAGAUGAUAGACAUCCAUUGUUUAGAUCUGGUAACAUGGACGUGGACACAAAUUGAACAUCAGGCCGCUUCUCUCCCACGGGGUCGCACUCUUCACACACUGACUGCCAUCUCAGAUGACACACUCUUCCUGUUUGGAGGUCUUAGUACUUCUGGGGAGGUUCUCAGUGAUGUGUGGGAAUUUGACACUAAAACAAGAGAAUGGAGAGAGAAAGACCAUGCACAUAAAGACAAGCCCAGGUUAUGGCAUUCUGCUGAUAAGGGGAGAGACGGUGAUGUAGUAAUUUUUGGAGGAAGCCAGACCUACCUCUUUGUAAUGGAUUCGGUUGCAGUUCUCAGGUCUCCCUCUCAGAAUCACUGUGCAGAUGUGCUGAUGUUUCAGACUCAACCGUACUCCCUGUCAAGAUUAUGCGAAGAUUGCAUUGGAAAACACAUCUUUUCUGUCCAAGAGCAGGCGUCAUGUUUACCGGCCAAGCUUCAGAAGACAGUUGGCAAGAGGAUAUCCUAUUUCAGGGCAAACGCUCAAAAUAUAGAUGCAGGUUCAUAAAGAUGGAACUUUGUUAUUUUAAGAAUAUUUCUGUCUAAGAAUUCCACACAUCAAAAACAAUUGAAUACAAUUAGUAAUUUUAAAAUUAAACAUGAGGAUGAUGAUUAUUAUUAUUAGUAUUAUUAUUAUUAUAAAUUGAGUGAUUAUGUUUGAAAAAACCUUUUACAUGAUGUUAAAUUCCUUUUUGACAGAAUGUGUAAUUUAAGGAGAUUAUGUGAAACUAUGAAGUGGUUUUAAGCAUAUAUACAGGGUAGAAGCAACUCACUCAAGAAAUUUUUGCCUUAUUUUUCGUAUGAAAUUUAGUAAUAGCCCAGUGUUAAAUUGCAGCCCUUUUGACCCACUGCGUAACAAGUAGAUUUUAAUGGUGAAAGCAUGUUUGUUGACUGAAAGCAUUAAUAUGUUACAAUAAAGCAAAUAAAUAAGAUUAGUCAUUUUGAUAUAAUACAAUUAAAAACAUAAUAUAUAUAUAAUUUUAAAUAAUACUCUUACACUUUCACAACUUUAAUCACUUUAUUAUUUAAUAUAAUGGACUGGAAUGCUUUUGCUACAAAAUAACAACGGAAUGAUAUUCUAUAUCUAUAUCUAUAAAUAUAUAUAUAUAUAUAUAUAUAUAUAUACCUACUGUACUUGCAAAUAAAAAUCUUUUUU